Molecule: messenger RNA, 7018 nt
Organism: Triplophysa rosa
Lineage: Eukaryota; Metazoa; Chordata; Actinopteri; Cypriniformes; Nemacheilidae
Gene: clmpb
Product: CXADR like membrane protein b
Exons: 7
Coding region: 1316-2473 (385 amino acids)
Cellular component (GO): cell surface; membrane; cytoplasmic microtubule
Source: RefSeq, a predicted model, not a curated record
UUAUUUUUAAGAGAUUAAUAUUUGAUUUUCUUUCCUGUCUGUUAUUGUACUGUUUUAUUCGGUAACACUUUAGUAUAAGGACCAAUUCUCACUAUUAUCCAGUUGCUUAUUAGCAUGCCUAUUAUUAGCAUAUUGGCUGUUUAUAAAGCACAUAUUCUACAUGACCAUAUUCUACAUCCCUAUUCCUACCCAAUACCUUAACCUAACAACUACCUUACUAACUAUUAAUAAGCAACAAAUUAAGAGUUAACUAAGCAAAAGUUGUAGUUAAUAGAUACUAAAACCGAGAACUGGACCUUAAAAUAAAGUGUGACCUUUUAUUCUUCUAUAAAAAUGCUGCGUUGUUUUCUACCCAUGGUUGGGCAAAUAUUGGACAGAACACACUUGGGUUAAUAAUAAACAUUCUGGGUUGUUGCUACCCAACUAUGGUUCCUAAUACAAUCCAGCAUUUUUUUGGAGUGUAACUAAAACAUUUACCUGCAUUUUGCCUAAAUAUGCUGCAAAUUAUACAGCCUACCAUUAUUUAAUUAGUGUAGAUUGCAAAACAUUACACAUAAUAACCCAUAUGACAGCAACAAAUAGGCCUACACAAAUACGUUAUGACACUUUUGUCAAAAUCUCAAAAAUACAUACAGUAUGUACAUAACUGUGCAAUGACAUCUAACUCGCAAAAAUACCAACACAUAUGAACGAUAAAAUACUGUAGAUACACGAGUCAUAUAUUUACCAACAAUAUUGUUAACUAAUUGAAACUUCAGCUUUUACAUCCUGUGGCACCAUGGCACAUUCACAGAGCACAAGUGUUCGCAUCCCCUGUUCUUUCAGAGCGUGUAAGUGUACUUCAGACUCUAGAGGUCUCCAUCCUUCAGCAUCCGCACGCAGCACGCUGUACAUUCUUCUGCAUCGGCAACAGACCUAGAGAGAGAGAGAGCGAGAGAGAGCGAGAGAGAGAGAGAGAGAGAGAGAGAGAGAGAGAGAGGUGGGGAGAAAGAGAGGACACCGCGCAACGGCAACCUGAGACGCGCGUCCUCCGUCAGAGCGCACGAACGGGGAACUCUGGUGGUUUGACGGUGAAACAGAUGGAAACGUCCUGAAGAUGAUCUACCAGACCUUGAUGAUGGAUCCGUCUUUCGGCACGUCCAGCUAUGCUGUCCUUGCACUCGUCUCCUUAUAGAUCAUUUUUUUCCCUUUUAAGUGCUCCACUACAGCUUUUUGUGAUUGAACACUUGAAUCCGUCUGAAGAAUAGCGAAGGAACCGGGCGCAUUGUUUCCAGUCUCAAUAUUACAGAGGACUUCAGUUCAUACAGGAUUCGUGAUGUCUGCCUCACACAGCUCCUUAUUCCUUUUGUUGUUGAGCUUGCUCUCAGCUGGAGCUCAGACCGAGAUGAAGCGAGUUGUUGGGGACAACGCAACGUUGCCUUGCCAUCACCAAUUCUGGCAGUCGAACGGGCAGACGCUGGACAUCGAGUGGCUCUUGCAGAAACCUAACGUCAAACAACGUGUGAUCAUCACAUUCUUCAACAACGAGGUCUAUAUCAAUGACAACCCUGCCAGCCGGCUGUCCUUCGCAGGCGACUACCUAAACGGAGAUGCCUCUCUCCUUAUCGGCGAUCUUCAGCUGACGGACUCUGGAGAAUACCACUGCAAGGUCAAAACAGGUGGCAAAUACCACUGGAGCCAAGUCAACCUCAUCGUGCUGGUGAAACCCUCAAAGCCCCGGUGCUGGAUGGAGGGCAGGCUGCUGGAGGGCAGUGAUGUGAAACUGAGCUGCAAGUCCUCUGAUGGAUCUGACCCCAUCAACUACAAAUGGGAGAGAGUUCUGGAUAAGGGCAAGAGUGUGGGGAAACUACCUCCCCUCGCCCUCAUUGAUCUGAAGAACCCAGAGAUCGUGACCUUGAGAAACUUGACACAGGACAGCUCGGGGGUCUACAGGUGCACCGCCAGCAAUGAUGUGGGAGAGGAGAACUGCAUCAUCGAGGUCACAAUGCAAUAUGUGAGGGGUAUGGGUGUGGUGGCUGGCGCAGUGGUUGGCGUUUCGUUCGGCGUCCUGCUUCUCCUUCUCAUCAUCUGGCUCGUCUUCCGCAAGAAGGAGAAAAAGAAAUAUGAAGAGGAGGAGACUCCUAAUGAGAUCAGGGAGGAUGCCGAAGCUCCUAAAUCCAAACUAGUGAAGCCCAACUCCCUCUCCUCUUCUCGCUCCGGCAGCUCGCGCUCUGGUGCUUCCUCCACGCAGUCCAUGGUGCACAACAGCGGGCCCCGAAGCCAACGCCCGCGACCACCCGCGGUCGCCGCCCUCAAGGAGAACGGACAGCCCCACGUGUUUCCCCAGUCUCCCCCGGCCUACACGCAUGUGGUGCCCAAGACCCCCGAACCCCCUGUCACCCCAAAAUUCCGACCCCCCAACCCUCCAGUAGGCAUGGCCAUUCCCGCCGGAGUCAUGGUGCCCGCCCAAAGCAAGGCCUUCCAGACAGUGUAGAGAGACGAAACACAGCCUGCUGCGGGCAUCUAUACGGGAAACCCACAGUGACUCCAAAAGUUGCACCUAUGAUUUGGGAAAAAUACACACUUUAAAAAAGAAACUAUAAAUAAAAGCGUAACUAAAGGAUGUAAUUCAAAACAAAAUCAUAAGCUAAAAAGUUGAAUGCAUAUUUAUAAGGGAAAAUACAAAGUGCUUGCCCCCUUCUGAAGUAUAAUAGAAAAUAAGAAGAGAGGAAAUGAGGAACACAAAUGUUUCGUCUCAUUUGUCUUUCUUUUGAUCUCACUGCGCAGGCCUUUUUUCAUUAUGUUAUUUCUCUUUUUAAACUCACGAAGGCUUUGGAAGCGUUGUGGCCAGUGGGGUGGAAAGAUUUCCCCAAGUGCAGUUUAUUUAUUUAUUGAAUCGCAGAGGCUAAAGGACCAAGGGCAGGCUGGGUUUAUGAAACACGAUGUAGAGGCGAUAAAGGAGCAGCCGGCUCACCGUCUGAAGAGAAAUAAAGGAUAUUAUCUGAGAGUUUGUUGUUGGCAGCUGCAAAAGUACGAACUUCCAGUCCAUCACGUUCAGUGUUUCCCAGAAUGCAGUGCAGCUUCCCCCAGACAUCAAAAUCUAAAGCAAUCUGAUUAACGUCUAAAACCUCCAAUGAGAAAGCAAACGCUGGGCGGAUGGAAUGAGGGACUUUCUGAUGGACAUUCCAGCACAUGGAGACACAAAUGAGACGUGUUUGAGAUGCAGUGGCACUGAAGGACUACAUGUUUGCUAAAUGGUUGCUCUUUUGCCUGCAGUACUAUAAAACCAUCAGCAUUUGUGAGCCAGGUGCUGUCUUCGCUGGCGCCACGCAUAUUUUAUUCAAGUCAUUGUCAUUCUUUUCAUUUAGAUUCUGCACCUUAUUCUGAAAACUCAAUUGUGGCAAUCAUGGCAUCUGUAAUUCAUCUAAUCACCAAAUGAUGGAGACGAGCAUUACAAUUAAAGGCAUAUCUUGACAUGCCACACAUACAGUAGUAACAUGCCAGCAAAGCAUACCAGAUGGCAAUGGUUUGUGGCAUCUUCUACAACCUGCCACUAAGAACCAGUCGGCACAACUGCGCUGUGCAAAUUUCAUUCAGCCCUUUUUUGGAGGGCACAUUUGUGUCAUUACUCGAUUUGCAUAAGUGAACUGCUGGAAACAACGCAGGCGGUGCGAAAUAAAUGUCAAUAUGUUUCAUUCCUUGUGAAUUCCCUACGGCUCUGCACUCUUUAACAAAUAUUUGCAGUCAAAUGUGUAUAUACAGGAACGCGUGACAGAAAGUCUGUGGUCUGGAUUCAUCCUCACUGUUUAUUAAACAGCAUCGCUUCAGUUUGUAUCACAUGCAGCUUUAUUUACGAUGAUACUGAAACCAAAAUCUGUUAUUGAAUACUAUGAAUGUGUGUAAGGCAAAGAUGCUUUUAUUUAUUUUUGUCCUUCUUUUCUAGAAUACCCAGCGGUAGUACAUGAUAACAUAUGAGGCACAAGUAACUUUGAAUAUAAUCUCACAGUACUGUUUGAAAGGACUUCUGUACAGAGUAUGGGCAAAAUAGUGCUCGCGUGGGACGCGGGUGCUGGUUCGCGUACGCACCGUGGUACGCUCUCCUAGGACUGUCUCAAUAUGGCUGCCUUUUUGUGUCACACGCCCCGUGGCUUCGUCUGCCGAGCGCUGUCAAAACCUUCUCCAUUAGCUGUGUCUCCGCACCCUCGGGAAGGCCUCGCUCGAUGCAUUUUUGAGAUUUGAAAUGGACAAGUUGCCUGUUUUGUGUGCCUUCACAUUAACUUGUUCCCUCUUUUAUUCCUUCACAUGCCGAAAAAUGGAUGUCCUGGAAGCCACGUGUAAAGUCGGCGAAGAGAGAACGUUCUGGCACAAAGAGGCAGUCAUAGACAGCCACACAAAUGAUAUACACUAUGUAGUCAUGAUGUUGUUUUAUAUUGUACAUACAGAUAAAUAUAUGCACACGAUAUUCUUUAAGUUAUGGGUUGAAGAUUGGGGUUAUAGGCCGUAAUAAAGAUGUAGAUGAGGUAUUAUGCAUUUUCUGGAAGUAAUAAUUGGUCACGGUACCCCCGACCCGCUAAGCUCCCUUUAAUGAGUAGAAUAAUUUCAUUCUUUAUGGCUACUUGUAUAUCUGCCACUAAUGGACCUUAAGAAAAUAUCUAAGAGAGCAAAAGCCAUAAGAUACGAGGAAGUAUAAGACGCAAUUACCCACAAACAAUCCAUCCUCAUACACACAUUUGCGCUUUACAUUCGCAACCAAUUCUCAUUGGGGAUCUUAGCUUCCCCUAUGAUUGUGUUCGGUAUACAUAGAGCUACAUCUCUCCCCAAGUGUACACCGGCUGACACAACCUCAUAAAUUGGCACGUUCUCUAGAGUCGCAUACUCCAGGAGUUGCUGGGUGGACUGUUGUCAGCAAGUAUGAUGGAUGGCCUGUCACACAAUGUGGGGAGUGAAUGAUGGAAAGUGUAAGGGCAAGGAACACAGGGCGCUUCGCUUCCAAACCUCACAGAGGUUGUCUAGCAUCCUUACCUCCGAACUGAAACGAGGAUGAUUUGAGUGUGGGUUUGUACUCUCCCAGAACCCCUCAAAUUGGGUCAAUUCUUCGUCUGAGUGCUGCGUUCCGAAUCCAAGUGAGCUGUCUUCUAAGCCUUCUCAGAAGAUAUGAAUUCCCUUGCAAUAUUUCAAAUGGUGGCAUGCAGACCCUUUAGACUUCAGAAAAGACAAAAAGGCAGAAGAUUCAAGUUUUAUAAAAUUUUCAGUAUUGAAUCAUUUAUAUUUUAUAGAUUAUAUCAAAAAUCAAAUUAUAUCAAAAAAAUUCUCACUUAGUCUGUUGCAAGGCAUUAUGGGAUUGCUGAGAGAGUUACAGUACGCAACCAAUAAAUGUGCUGCUACCUUGGAAUUUGGCCACGUUAAAGGUUUGAAACACACCUAAAGCUAUGUUCACACUUGGCGACUUUUUUGAAGCUGCCAGCGUCUGUUUUACAUUAUAGUCCUAUGUAGUAAACCGUGUUUUCAAAAACGUCCCAAGCAGGUUUUUUUACGCCACGGCCGGCGUCUUUUUCUGCAGCUCAGAGCGUCUUUUCAAGUUGAAAAAGUUCAACUUUUCGGAAAAAAAUACGCCUACCUUUUUGACAGCUGACCAAUGAAAAGCCAGUAGCAAGAUCUGUCGUUUCCAUAACAACAAGAACAGCAUGUGCAGAAGGUGAUUGGUCGAGCAAGAUCAAGCGUGGGAAAAAAUGCCAUCCGAAAUGGCAGCUGUUUUUAACUUCAACAUUUUCUUGUCAAAAAAGACGGCAAGUGUGAACAUGCCCUUAGAUGUCUUAAAAGUAUACAUAGAGAGCUCACAUGGGUUCAGAACACAGACAUUGUAGUAUGUUUAUUUUAUUCAAACAUUUAAGUGUGCGACUCCUCUUCCGGCUGUUUUUUUAUUCGGCUUUUGGUUUGUUUUCUGAGCGUUCGAAUGCAUUUCUCCUGCAACAAGACAAGCCUGGUCCACUUUCUCACACAACUAAUCUUUGGUAGCGUUCAUUAUUACUCAAUACUUCUAAAGAGCCUUCAUAGUAGAGUAUUUAUAAACUAUCAGCGCACAUUUUGAAGUGAUGCUCACGUUGCAUACGGGCAUUCUCCUCUGAAUGGAAGUUCAGACCUGGGAAACCUUCAAAGUACAUCUGCAAUGGGUUAUGAAAUUGAGCACCAAUUUAAAAAUGUAUUGACUGUAUGUGUAACCGAUCAUUGUUAUCCAACGUGGUUAUCAAAAGUACUGGCAGACGUCUCAGAAAGGCUCCUUUGACUCCUCUUAGAAGUUGUAGCAGUUUGUGUUACUUGGAAAGGGGGAUUCUUUUCCAUUGGGAAAGCAAAGGGAUUGCAUGUUAUGGCCUACAGGUCAGAUAUUGGGAAUGCUUUGCUUCUGUGUUCAUACCUGCAUUCGGUUGAAUAUGUAAGUGUAAAUAUGACCAGAUCCUCUAUGUAAGUUUGGGUUUUUGUUUGGAUUUUUCAUGUCACGUUGAUUUUAUUUUACAUGAACUGUUUCCAUCUGUUCAAUUAUUUUUGUUGGUUUAUUUGAAUGUGGGGACUUGGGGCCUGUAUUUGGCCGUGAGUCACAAUCGGGUACUGUAAGAAGAAAGGAACAUUCUCAUCUUUCUUUUUGCUGUUGCAUUCAUUUUGAGUUUUGUAACCCGUUUGUUCAUUUCCGAAAAGAUCCAUUCUUGUAAAUAUGUCCCUCUACAAGUAAAAAAAAUGUAUAUUUUUACGGACUCUGAGUUAUUAAUACUUCAUUUGCAAAUAAAAUAUUCAAUGACAAGUUAUUUGGCAGCCCGUCAUUUGAUUAGUCGGAAGCGAAAACGCAUGCGUUUGCUUUAAUUCAUAUUUAGAUUAGAACGAAUAGUUGUGUGAUGGAAAUUACCUUAAUACAUAAUUAGCAAUAAUGUUGAAAUUUUGAUGAGAACAAAAGAUGCAUCAUUCAAAUAUUAUUCAACAAUGUGUUUGAAUUGAUUUGAGCUAUUAUGUAGACACGAGGAAAUGAGUUAAACAAGUGACAUCAUUAGAG